AUGGAAUACUACGAAGAGCCUGAGGCUGCGUCGGCUGCGGGCACUGCCUCAGCUAUCGACGAGGUCUCGGCCGCUGAAGUUGCUUCUGUGGAUGGUGGUUCCAACGCUGGAGAGGCGCCUGUUAAAGGCGUUCUUUCUGGUGUCGGUCCCAACGCCGAGGCUGCUCAACGAGUUGCUCGUGAAAAGGGUUGGACUGAUCCAGUUCCUUUCGAAUAUGCCGAGCUUGCUAAUAGCAAGGAUCAUCGUGAUUGGGCUGGAGUUGCUGUUCGUUAUGAAUGGAAGGAUGAAUAUGGUGAUGUCGGCCCUGCCGUCCCUGAAUUGGAGGACCAGCUUUUCCGUGGCGAAUUGAUUGCUCGCGCUGGGGCUAAGCUCGACGAGCUGAACAGCUACAAGGUCAACAUCGAGAGCCCUAACGAGAUCAAGGCGGUUACCGAAUGGGCAAACUUUGGUUUGCAUCCGGUCAUGCUCGAGAAUAUUCGUCUCUGCGGGUACGAACAACCCACUGCGGUGCAGUCUUAUGCAAUCCCGGCUGUUCUGGCCAACCUUGAUGUUAUUGCUGUGGCCCAAACUGGCUCUGGAAAGACGGGGGCCUUCCUGAUUCCAAUUCUUUCCAAGUUGAUGGGCAAGGCGAGGAAGCUGGCUGCUCCUCGGCCUAACUUCGCGGAAAAGUUUAACCCAAGGGAGGAUGCUGUUCGAGCAGAGCCUCUGGUUCUGAUCGUCUGCCCCACUCGGGAAUUGGCAACUCAGAUCUUCGAUGAAUCGCGUCGUUUGUGCUAUCGCUCCAUGCUGCGUCCGUGUGUCGCCUAUGGUGGUGCUCCUUCUCGCCUCCAGCGUGAGGAGCUUCAGAAAGGAUGCGAUAUCCUGAUUGCCACUCCCGGCCGUCUUCUUGAUUUCAUGGAACAGACUCAUGUUCUGUCUCUCCGCCGCGUUAGGUACACCGUCAUUGACGAGGCAGAUGAAAUGCUGGAAUCAGACUGGGAAGAAGAGUUCAAGAAGAUCAUGUCUGGAGGAGAUGUGAACGAGGAUGAUGAUCACCGCUACUUGAUGUUCUCCGCUACUUUUAACAAGGAAUUCCGUAAACUUGCAAAGCAAUACCUCAGCCAGGACCAUGUGCGCCUGCGCGUUGGCCGAGCCGGCAGUUCGCACCACAACGUUGUGCAGGAUAUCGUCUGGGUUGAUAAGGACAAGAAGAUGCGCGCGAUUUACGACCUUCUAAUCAGCAUGCCGCCUGUUCGUACCUUGAUUUUCGUCAACAGCAAGGAGCAGGUUGAUUUCGUCGAUGAUUAUCUCUACAACUCUGGAAUGCCCACCACCUCGAUUCACAGUGGACGCACUCAGCGUGAACGCGAGGAUGCUAUGCGUGCCUUCCGGUCUGCAAAGUGUCCUGUCAUGGUUGCUACCGGCGUCUCCGCUCGUGGGCUCGAUGUGAUCAAUGUGCUCCACGUCGUGAACUACGAUCUCCCCAGCGCUAUGCACGGGGGUAUAACUGAAUACAUUCAUCGUAUUGGCCGAACUGCCCGCAUUGGUAACGAAGGCAUCGCCACCUCUUUCUACAAUGAACGCGAUGAUGAUCUUGCUGAGGAUCUUGUUAAGAUCUUGGUCGAAUGCAAGCAAGUGGUCCCGGAGUUCCUUGAAUCCUACCGCCCUGAGGGUGAUGUGCUGGAGUUUGACGAUGACUCUGAUAAGGAAUUCUUUGAGAAUCCGUCUAACGCUGGUUCUGACGAUGGCUUUGCCACUGCCUCUGACACUGGGGCUGAUGCUGAAGCUGAAGCAGGAUCUGCUGCCGCUGAACCUGCUGAGGCUGAGGAGAGUGACAAAGUGGUUGCAAGGGAUGCUGAAGAUGCCAACAAGGAGCCUGCUGAAGACGACGAGCCCAUUGUCGCCAAAAGAACUGUUCCCAGGCCCACUGUUACAUCCGAGGAGGAGGAGGAGGAGGAUUAUUCUAUCAGAGGGAAGCCUGUCUCACACUCGAGCGAACACAAGAAGGGAAUCGAAGAGGAAGCCAAGCGCGAGAAGAAGAAGGCUGGUCUGGGAAGCUCUCAAUGGGCCCCCAAGGAACCCGCUCCCAAGAACGAGGAUUCAUUCUGGUUCUAG
Penicillium samsonianum is the source of this 2094-nucleotide messenger RNA. Its product is annotated as DEAD/DEAH box helicase. The transcript has 9 exons. Gene Ontology annotation, molecular function: RNA helicase activity; ATP binding; RNA binding. Lineage: Eukaryota; Fungi; Ascomycota; Eurotiomycetes; Eurotiales; Aspergillaceae. Gene Ontology annotation, cellular component: nucleus. Bases 1 to 2094 code for a protein of 697 amino acids. The record is from RefSeq and is a predicted model, not a curated record.